CACAAUACACUCAACAGCCGCAAGACCGAAGUCACACAUUAAAUGAACAGAGAGCAAACAAAGAUGGACGUAGUUCUUCUGCUCAUCAUGGCUGCACCAGGCAAGUGUUUUAUAUUUCUUUAUAUUAUUUUAUUACAGUACAUUGAGAUAUCAGUGUAUAGUGUAUAUUAUAGUCCAGUGAUUCCCAACCUGAGGGUCAGGCCCCUCCAAAGGGCCACCCGGUAGAUCUGAGGCGUUGUGAGAUAAUUAAUUGGAGAGAGAAGAUGGUAAACUAAGUUUAAUAAAGAAUGAUUAACUGUAUUUUAAGAUAACUAUCAUAUGUGUUCAGUAAAGUACAAGAGUAAAAUGUAAAUGUUAAAUUUACCACUGAGUCACAAUGACACGUCUGAAUACACUGAAAUGUGAUGUUACAAAGUCAAGUUACAGCCUAAAUCUAAUCAAUGUGCAUGUGUGUGUCACUACAGGGCUGUGUGCUGUCUCAUCACAUGCUGAACGUCAGUACCAUUUUAUUUAUGAUCUGAAGACCAUGACUGAAGCACAAAGUUACUGCAGAGAGAAAUACACGGACCUGGUCACUGUACACAACAUGGAGGAUGUGAACACCCUGAUCGACAUGUGGGAUUCAAACAGAAUGAAAAACCCAGAUUACAGCGACUUGGCCUGGAUAGGUCUUUACGAUGACCUGGACAGCUGGAGGUGGUCACUGUCAGACAGAAGUUUCUACAAACCCGGGGAGACAGACUUCAGACGAUGGAUUCGUAGACAACCAAACAACAGAUUAUCAAAACAACACUGCACAGCCAUUACUAGUUUUGGAAAAUGGGGGGACCACUCAUGUGAAGAUUAUUUGUGGUCAAUGUGCUUCGAUGUCAGAGGACCGAAUGUGACAUUUGUCUUGAUCAACAUCCCGAUGAUAUGGACUGAGGCCCAGAGCUACUGCAGAGCAAACUACACAGACCUGGCCAGUGUGAGGAACAUGGCAGAGAACCAGAAGAUACACGAUCUGUUACCUACUGAGGGCGCAUCCUGGAUCGGACUUUCCAGAGACUCCUGGAAGUGGUCGGAUGGAAGUAACUCGACAUUUAGCUUCUGGAAGACUGGGGAACCUGACAACAAUGGGAAUGAGGCUUGUGGGGCUGCAAACUUCAAAUCCUCUGGACAAUGGGAGGAUAUUCCCUGUGAUGUGAAGAUACCGUUCAUCUGCUACAGUCCACUUCCAAAGCAAGACAUAAAAGUGUUCAAACUGAGGGUGAAGUCAAGCUCCUCUCUGGAUCUGAACGACCCUGCUGUGCUGGAGAACAUGUUGCUGAAGAUCAAACAGAAGCUGAGGGACCAGGGAUUGGAUGACAACAUCAAAGUGACCUGGAAUAAGCAGCCUGAUGGAAAAGUCUUCUACGAGGAGAAGAAUAAUAAGAAGGAUGAGUUUUAAUGUGGAAUCUCUGUGUCGGUUUUUCUUUCUUUCCUCAAAGUCGUCAUGUAACUGCUCAGAAUAGAGCUGGACAAUCAGCUGAUUAGUCGAUUAGUCGCAACUAUUUUGAUAGAUUUGAUGCUUUUCUUUGUUAUAUAUGAUCAUGAAUCUGUGUUCUUUAGACGGUUGCAUUUAUCUGCUAGGGCUGUGUGAUAUAAUGACAGGAAUGUUUUACUAUUUUAUGACAUUUUAUAUGAUUAGAUUAGAUCAAAUAUGAUAAUAAACUAUAAGAUAAAAUAAUGUUUCACUUAAGGCAACUCCAGUGAAAUAAACACCAAUACAAAAGAUGACCUUUAAUGUUGUGAAGAAACUUUCAAAUCUAUUUUCAGGAGAAAGAAAAUAAUUUCUUAAUUUGAGAGUAAUAUUGCAUCAAAAAAUGUGUUGUUGUCUCGCUGUUAUGUGUUAGAAUAUCUUCAAAUAAUUACAUGCAUGGCGAUUAAAAUAUGAGAUUUUAAUUAAUUUUCUUUGUCUCUGGGGCUUUAUAACAGGCAGUUUCACAAUAUUCUGAAAUGUAAGUGACUUUAUUUAUGUGACUGUAACAUCUUCCAAGCAAAGAUGCUAAAUAUUCACUGGUUCCAGCUUCUCAAAUAUGAAGAGUUGAUGCUUUUCUUUGUCAAAUAAUAUAAACUUAAUAUCUGUGGCAUUUAGACUGUUUGUCGAUGUCGUGAAAAAGCUUUAAAACAUAUUUUCAUUCAAAUUAAAUGUUUUUCAAAUGAGAUGUAUAGAAAAUAAUUACAUGUAUUAUUCGUAUGCUGUCACUUUGUUAGAGAUGCAAACUUUA
Molecule: messenger RNA, 2249 nt
Organism: Cottoperca gobio
Lineage: Eukaryota; Metazoa; Chordata; Actinopteri; Perciformes; Bovichtidae
Product: lymphocyte antigen 75-like
Exons: 5
Coding region: 377-1429 (350 amino acids)
Source: RefSeq, a predicted model, not a curated record